Molecule: messenger RNA, 1739 nt
Organism: Equus caballus (horse)
Lineage: Eukaryota; Metazoa; Chordata; Mammalia; Perissodactyla; Equidae
Source: RefSeq, a predicted model, not a curated record
GCCUGGCGCCCGGGAUGCCGCCGCCGCCGCCGCUGCCGCCUCGGGACAGGUUCGGGUCCGGGUCGGGCUCCGCGGGCUCGGGGAGCAGGGCGGCCCGGGGCGCGGCGGCUGCAGCGGGAGCGCACUGAGCGCCCGCCCGACAUGUCCAGGAAGAAGACCCCCAAGAGCAAGGGGGCCAGCGCGACCGCUGCCUCCGCGCUGCCCGCUGCCAACGGGCCCCGGCCGGCGCGCCCCGGCCCCGAGGCGCCGCGCAACGGGCCCCCGCAGCCCGGCCGGCCCUCGCUUGGCGGCGGCGGCGACUUCUACGACGUCGCCUUCAAGGUCAUGCUGGUGGGGGACUCGGGCGUGGGGAAGACCUGCCUGCUCGUGCGCUUCAAGGAUGGGGCUUUCCUGGCGGGGACCUUCAUCUCCACCGUGGGCAUCGACUUCCGGAACAAAGUUUUGGACGUGGAUGGCAUGAAAGUGAAGCUGCAGAUUUGGGACACAGCUGGCCAGGAGCGGUUCCGCAGUGUCACCCAUGCUUACUACCGUGAUGCUCAUGCACUGCUGCUGCUGUAUGAUGUCACCAACAAGGCCUCCUUUGACAACAUUCAGGCCUGGCUGACUGAGAUCCAGGAGUAUGCCCAGCACAACGUGGUGCUCAUGCUGCUGGGGAACAAGGUGGACUCUGCCCAGGAGCGUGUGGUGAAGAGGGAGGACGGGGAGAAGCUGGCCAAGGAGUACGGGCUGCCCUUCAUGGAGACCAGCGCCAAGACAGGCCUCAACGUGGACUUGGCUUUCAUGGCCAUAGCAAAGGAAUUGAAGCAACGCUCCAUGAAGGCCCCCGGCGAGCCCCAAUUCCGGCUGCAUGACUAUGUCAAGAGGGAGGGCCGUGGGGCCUCCUGCUGCAGACCCUGAACCUGCCUGGGCAUGGCCACUGGGCUUCCUUCUGGGAGCCCCAGGCUCAGCUCAGCCCUUGGAAGGCUGGAUAGAGGGUCCACAGGCCCCUCUGAUUUCCAUCACCCAGCGGUCAAUCCCAGGGUAUUGGUUUCCAGGUCUCCCAGGCUGAGCCUUGCCCUUCCCUUGUCUGAGUGGCAAUCUAGAGCCUAGGGCCCAACAAAUGGGCUUUAGGGAGCAAGUAGGUCUGCAGCCCCUUCACCAGCCGCUGCCUGAGGGCCUUGCCCCCAAGGCCUUCACAGAAAAGCAACCGUCUUCUGUACAGGAGGGCACCCGGCAAUGUACAGGCAGUGCUGGGUGCCUGGUCCGCUGCUCGCCACAGCACUCUGCUGCCCCCUCCUGGGCAGCCAGCUUCAAGGACAUACAGUGCCUAACCCCUUAGAAAGCCAUGUCUUCAGCUGCGCAUGCUGCCCAUGCAGGGAAAGGCAGAAUUCCCUCUGUGCCUGGGGCGGAGGGCUUCACAACUCAUCACAGCAUGUGUCUGUGCUGAGGACCUGCUCCCAGCACACCCACGAGGAGGCUGUAGUUCAAACAACAGGAUUCUCUUCUCCUGUUACCUUGGAGAAUGCCAGGGCUGUGUCUUGUAAUACAGCGAAUAGCAUGUGGAAAAUAAGAGAAAUGUCAGGGAGCCAUCUGGGUGGACUGGACCAUGGCCUGCCCUCAGCAGAGGCCAGCGCGUGGCGAGGUCAAGCCAGUGGGCUGGUAGUGUGCUCACCUUUGCACUAAAAUCUUCAAGUCAAUCUUUUGAUUGACAGCCCUUGUUUUCAGUCCUAGUGAAUAAAGUGUUUCUGGAGUGCCUGUCU